AUGGAUGAGAAUGGAUCUCUCUAUGUCGUUAACAAUGGAGAAGGUGAAGUGAGACGAUAUCGAAUUGGUGACACUGAAGGAACAGUGGUUGCAGGUGGCAAUGGAGAAGGAAAUCGUCCAGAUCAACUCUCUUAUCCCCACUACGUAUUUGUCGACCGAGAUCAUUCAGUAUACGUGUCCGAUACUGAAAAUCAUCGUGUAAUGAAAUGGGAAGAAGGUGCAAAACAAGGCAUUGUUGUAGCCGGUGGUCAAGGACAAGGAAAUAGUCUUACACAAUUGAACAAUCCUCGAGGAGUCAUUGUCGAUCAAUUGGGCACUGUCUAUGUAGCUGAUUGUUAUAAUCAUCGAGUCAUGCGUUGGCCAAAAGGAGUCACACAGGGAAGUGUCAUUGUCGGUGGAAAUGGUCAUGGAGCACAGCCGAAUCAAUUCAAUAGUCCCAUUGGUUUAUCAUUCGAUCGACAUGGUAAUCUCUAUGUCGUCGAUAGUAGUAAUUACCGAGUACAAAAAUUUAAUAUCGAAUAA
Messenger RNA from Rotaria sordida, 522 nucleotides. The record is from the annotation of a GenBank genome assembly. NCBI's taxonomy places the organism in Eukaryota, Metazoa, Rotifera, Eurotatoria, Philodinida, Philodinidae.